Molecule: messenger RNA, 381 nt
Organism: Bacidia gigantensis
Lineage: Eukaryota; Fungi; Ascomycota; Lecanoromycetes; Lecanorales; Ramalinaceae
Exons: 2
Coding region: 1-381 (126 amino acids)
Source: RefSeq, a predicted model, not a curated record
AUGGCGGCUCUCUCUGCCAUAAUCUGGACCCGUGGGGAUGGCAAGCUUGUCAAUUGCGUCUACUCCGUGGACUCCACUCGCCGCAUGGUUGAGUUCGGAGCCGAUUGCCAUGCCACUGCGUCUCGGUGCUCGUGGUCGCAAACGUAUCGUUUCACUGAGACAUCGGCGGGGGACGUCUCGGCGGUGGCAAUCGCGGACGGAGGUAUCCGACUCUACCUUCUCGACGACAAGGGAUAUAUUGGGGAGCUGGCAUACGACGGAGUCGAGGCUUCCAUUGAAUCAAGCUUGCAGGCCACGCUUGACAAAGAUAAGAACGGGACGCCGAAGAGAAUCUUCGUCACCUUUGUCGAUCCUUACAGGUUGCUGAAGGAAAUCAUUUGA